Molecule: messenger RNA, 1473 nt
Organism: Exaiptasia diaphana
Lineage: Eukaryota; Metazoa; Cnidaria; Anthozoa; Actiniaria; Aiptasiidae
Exons: 1
Coding region: 1-981 (326 amino acids)
Biological process (GO): protein desumoylation
Cellular component (GO): nucleus
Molecular function (GO): deSUMOylase activity
Source: RefSeq, a predicted model, not a curated record
AUGAAUGGUGCUCCUACCCUCCACUUUGGAAUAGAUGCUUCCAUGUCAAGUCAGUUAAAUAGACUCGAAGACUGCAAUUUUGCUGAGCAUAAACAAGUGCUUAUUCCGUUCAAAGGAAGUGGUAUGAUUGAUGUUAAAGAUCUCAAUGGGCUUCAUGGUGAGCAUCCAUUAGAUGAAGAUAACUAUAUCUGCAACUUCAUCAUCGAUUCAUACUUGCAAAUUCUGGUAGACACAACUCAUCCCACAGACGUUUCCUCAGAGUUUUUAGAAUGGGAGAAAUUYGAAAAAGGCGUCGGGAAAAAGCAAGCCAAAGAGUUACUCAAASGUAAAACAAAGAUUUUAGAUCAAGAUUUAGUGUUCAUCCCUUGUAACUGUCUGAACUCCAAACACUGGUUCCUUCUUGUGGUGCUCCCCAAAGAAAAGAAAGUUGUCAUACUUGACAGCAUACCACCCAGCCUUUUUGUGAAACCUUCACAUCAGCAAGCUGUUACAAAAGUGUGUUCUGUUUUUAAAGAGCUUGACCCAUCUAUUGAUCUAAAGGAAUGGGACUUUAGCUGCAAUGGCCCUGGGGAAAUCGUUGAACAAAAGAACUCAUUUGAUUGUGGUGUUCUCGUCUGCCUGUAUGCUCGUUCUUUGGUACAGAAGUGUCCACUUGCAAGUACAGCUACGGUUGGUAAUUUUCGCGAGCACAUGCUCUUAGAGCUGCAUGAAAGACGUCUCUGCGAUCCAUACAGUGAUGAAUUCGAGAUUGGAUGCUACUAUGCCAUAGAGUGCGAGAAGUCUUAUUAUAUAGGUCGAGUCAUCAAGUGCGACGAGGGUAGUAAUUACAUACAGCUGAAGUUCAUGUACACCGCCGGCGCAAAAGUGUUUGACUGGCCAACAAGGGAUGACAUUGAUAUGUGCCAUCGGUCUUGUGUUAUUUAUGGCAAGAUGAAAAAAAUCUAUGGUUCUCGCCCAUUCAAAUUCCCUCAGCUCGCAUGACGACUUCACACCGAUCUAAAUGUGUCUCCAUAAAUUAACGAUUUACCCCCCGCGAACCACACGAAGAAGCGGUCUGCGGGGGGUGUUUAUGUAAAUCACUAUCACGUUGCCAUGGAACUAACAAAUAAAACCUUGCAGUGAGAGUCUCUUCUCACACCAGUUUUAUUAAGUUUAUCAAUCAAUCGUUCUGCAAAUUACUGCUUUACAAAAUCAUUUACGAAGGAGAAGCCCUCCGAAUUAGAAUUCAGAGUCUAAUAAGCCAUUACACUAAAGUACGAUUGAAAAAAACAAAAAAACAAACAUAUUCGCGUCGUUUGCCAUCAGAAAAUUGAGUUUCCACAUCGCAUUAAACUAGUGUUUUCAUGGGAAGCAAAACUAGCGAGUUAUCUCAGUGAUUGUUUCGCUUCCCUUCUAUGAUCGAAACAAACUAAAAUAUUCGCGACGAAUUGCCAUCGAAAGUUUUUAAACUUAAAAGUUUCGACCGACAUCAUU